Molecule: messenger RNA, 2056 nt
Organism: Centropristis striata (black sea bass)
Lineage: Eukaryota; Metazoa; Chordata; Actinopteri; Perciformes; Serranidae
Product: retinoblastoma-like protein 2
Exons: 14
Coding region: 166-1866 (566 amino acids)
Biological process (GO): cell differentiation; negative regulation of G1/S transition of mitotic cell cycle; regulation of transcription by RNA polymerase II
Cellular component (GO): transcription regulator complex; nucleus; chromatin
Molecular function (GO): RNA polymerase II transcription regulatory region sequence-specific DNA binding
Source: RefSeq, a predicted model, not a curated record
UUUGCUGUCUAAGUGGAGGCUGGCUCACUUGACUGCGGUCACAGAAGAGACACAUAGAGGAUUAUAAAAAGACCCUCAAUCCGUCUCUGGAAACAAAACCAACUCACAAAACUGACCGGCACUGGUGCCAAUUCCUGGAGUGACUUAUCCUGUGUGGCAGUCACCAUGGCAAGCAGGCCUGGGGAUGACCAGGAACAACCAUGGGUUGGCCCCAGUAACCAUCUCAUGACUGUGUUCAGGGCCUGCUCCAGAGAUCCAACCGAAGCCAUCGAAACCAGACUGCACAUAUUUCAGCAACAUCAAAGGGACAAUGCAGGAGACGAGACCACAAAUGAUUUGGCAGUAAAGUGCUGCCGUGAAGCCAGGAUCUGGUAUUACAGGAUCCUGGAGAAGCUUUUCAUUAAAGAGAUGAAGAGGCGCGACAUCGCUGAAAUUUCGGUGAACUGCCCCCAUGUGGCCACAAGUGGAACUGCUGUCUGCACCGCGGAUAUUUCUGGAUUUGAUCUCCAGUGCUGUCUGGUGGCCUGUUGUCUGGAGAUUGCCAUAUUCUCAAACCAUCUACCAUGUGACUUCCCUCUUAUCCUUCAGAUCCUAAAUCUGGCACCAUAUCACUUCCUGAAGGUGAUUGAGCCGGUGUUGUCGGCUGAAACGGGCCUGCCUGGUACUGUUUUCAGACACCUCGCCCAGGUAGAAAAGAAAGUUCUGGAGAGUUUGGCCUGGACCAGCGACUCGCCACUGUGGGAAGAAAUCAGAGCCAACGAGGGCCAUCUGCCUAACUGCCAACAGGCGAUGCCUCCUGAACGGCUUGAAGACACACAGAGAACAGACUUAGAACCUGAUAGAAACCCAUCACAAGUGGAUCUUAAUUUAGGAGCUGAAGUGUCUGCCAGCACCGACCAACAGCAUUCCCAGUCAGCUGCAAACAGGCCUCAAGGAAGCAACUCCCUGUUUUCACAGUUUUCUCGUAAGGUUUACGGCUUGAUGGGCAAGCGUCUGACGGACCUGUGUUCCACACUGGUCAUUUCUAAAGAGCUGCGUCUGAAGAUCUGGACCUGUUUUGAGCACUCUCUGGUCCACUGUAGUGACCUCAUGGUAGACCGUCACCUGGACCAACUGCUCAUGUGUGCCAUCUACAUCAUAGCUAAGAAUACCAAUGAAGAGAUACCCCUGCAACGCAUAAUGACAUGCUACCAGUCUCAGCCAUUCGCCAGCAACAGUGUCUGUGAAAAUAUGCUGUCAUGUGGAAGGGACACAGACAAUUUUCUCACUGAAAACAACAAUAAUGGAGACCACGGCGUCAGUAUCCCGACCCCCAACACACCAUCAUCACAUUAUCCAGGACCUUGUCAGGAGGAGAGGGGUAACCUUAUUCACUUUUACAACCAGAUCUACGCGACAAAGAUGCAGCACUUUGCCAAACUGUUUGCCCCAACCUCCGGAGGAGACACUCCUCCUUUGUCUCCAUUCCCCCAACUGAGAAAGGAAACUUCUCGCAGACAGCAGCUGCUCAGCAGCCACUCCAUCAACAUUUCAACACUCAACACAACAACUUUCCCCCAUACAUCUGGACUCGACUACACCUUCAACUCAAGCCCCUCAGAGCGUCUGCGUGAGAUCAAUGACAUGAUCAGGACUGGCAGGCCACCCAACAGGGGACGCUAUGAGUUAUCAUUUGAUAAUGAAGAGGAAGAGGAGGGAGAGGGGGAGGAAGAUGGUCCUCCAGCGAGGAGGCGUCGUUUGGAUGAUCAAUCAGCCUUGGAGAGACGAGCAAGGAUUGUGGUGAAUGAUCGUGUGACAAGAAGCGACCUGGACCAAGACCAGGACCAAGACCAGGACCAGGACCAACCAUCUCCAGUGCAGGACUAACCCACACUAGAGCAGAGAAGAGCAUAGUCUCACUCUGCUGCUGUUUCCAAAAUAAGUAUUUAUGUAAAACACCAUUUAUAACAGAAAUCUGUGGCAUUCCACUCUUAACCAUGUCAGCUCUCCUAAUGUAACGUCCUCAUGUUUCAUUCCUUCUGCUUAUAUUGUAUGUAUAUUAAACCUUUAUUCUUUU